This is a messenger RNA of Chelonoidis abingdonii (Abingdon island giant tortoise), 5722 nucleotides long. NCBI's taxonomy places the organism in Eukaryota, Metazoa, Chordata, Testudines, Testudinidae. The record is from RefSeq and is a predicted model, not a curated record.
GGACUGCUGAACUAGGAAAUAUUCCAGACCCAAUAAUACAACAUUGCUGCACCACUCGCAGCUUUAUCUAUUACGAGUUAUUUAAAUUGGACUUUUAAUAUCCUGCCAGCUGCUCUUCAGACACACAUGGUGCAUUGUUGCCAUUCCCAGAAUUGCAUCUUUGAAACCCAGGCCCUCAGUAACCUUCAUCGAACAAAGAGGCGACCUACAGGAUACAUUUAUAGUGGGGUUUUUCAGACCUACUGCCCUCUAGCUUUAUUCUAGCCGGUGCUGUAUUUCUAGCACACCAUGGAGCCCAGUAUGGAGUAUUGCUUAGCACAGGUGCUUCAGAAAGACGUUGGAAAGAGACUUCAGGUUGGCCAAGAAUUGAUAGAUUAUUUCUCAGAUAAACAGAAGUCUGCUGAUCUUGAACAUGAUCAGACAAUGUUGGAUAAAAUGGUUGAUGGACUUGCCACGUCUUGGGUAAAUUCCAGCAAUUACAAGGUGGUUCUGCUGGGGAUGGACAUCCUGUCUGCACUAGUGUCACGGUUACAGGAUCGCUUUAAAGCUCAGAUAGGCACAGUGUUGCCAAGUUUACUUGACAGGCUGGGAGAUGCUAAAGACUCCGUGCGGGAGCAGGAUCAGGCUCUGCUGCUAAAAAUUAUGGAACAAGCUACUAAUCCUCAGUACGUGUGGGAUAGACUGUUGGGAGGAUUCAAACACAAGAAUUUCCGGACGAGAGAAGGGAUUUGCCUCUGCCUUAUUGCAACCCUCAAUGUAUCCGGAGCUCAGAGUUUAACACUGAGUAAGAUUGUGCCACAUAUAUGUAACUUACUUGGCGAUCCAAACAGCCAGGUUCGAGAUGCAGCAAUAAACAGCCUAGUGGAAAUUUACAGACAUGUAGGUGAACGUGUAAGGGCAGAUCUCAGUAAAAAAGGAUUACCACAGUCUCGGUUGAAUGUAAUUUUUACAAAAUUCGAUGAGGUCCAAAAAUCUGGAAACAUGAUCCAGGGUGCAGGUGAUAAAAAUUUUGAUGAUGAAGACUCUGUGGACGGGAACAGACCUUCCUCGGCCAGUUCAUCUACAUCUUCAAAGGCCCCUCCAAACUCUCGCAGAGUUGGCAUGGGGACAGCUCGCAGACUUGGGUCUGCAGCUCUGGGCUCAAAGUCCACAGCAGCCAAAGAGGGAGCUGGUGCUGUUGAUGAGGAGGAUUUUAUUAAAGCGUUCGAUGACGUCCCAACAGUUCAGAUUUAUUCCAGCCGAGACCUUGAAGAAUCCAUAAACAAAAUUAGGGAAAUCCUAUCGGAUGAUAAGCAUGACUGGGAGCAGAGAGUAUCCGCGCUGAAAAGGAUCCGAUCCUUACUAUUAGCUGGAGCUGCCGAGCAUGAUAACUUCUUCCAACACUUACGCCUGCUGGAUGGAGCAUUUAAAUUAUCUGCUAAAGAUCUGCGGUCUCAGGUAGUGCGAGAGGCGUGUAUCACAUUGGGACAUUUGUCUUCAGUUUUGGGAAACAAGUUUGACCAUGGGGCAGAAGCUAUCAUGCCAACCAUCUUUAAUCUGAUUCCUAAUAGUGCCAAAGUAAUGUCCACUUCAGGUGUCGUAGCUGUUAGAUUAAUCAUCCGACAUACGCACAUCCCUCGGCUAAUACCCAUCAUAACCAGUAACUGUACCUCCAAGUCUGUUGCAGUUAGAAGGCGCUGCUUUGAGUUUUUAGACUUGCUGUUACAGGAAUGGCAAACACACUCCCUGGAAAGACACAUCUCAGUAUUAGCGGAAACAAUAAAGAAGGGAAUCCACGAUGCGGACUCUGAAGCCAGGAUAGAGGCAAGAAAAUGUUAUUGGGGCUUCCACAAUCACUUCAGCAGAGAAGCAGAACACUUGUAUCACACGCUGGAAUCCUCCUAUCAGAAAGCCCUGCAGUCUCACUUGAAGAACUCAGAUAGCAUAGUAUCCCUGCCUCAGUCCGAUCGGUCGUCCUCCAGUUCCCAGGAGAGUCUCAACCGUCCAUUGUCUGCCAAAAGAAGUCCUACUGGGAGCACUACAUCCAGAGCCUCUACAGUGAGUACAAAAUCCGUGUCAACCGCAGGAUCUCUGCAGCGGUCUCGCAGUGACAUCGAUGUGAAUGCAGCAGCUAGUGCCAAGUCAAAAGUAACAUCUUCUGGAGCUUCCACCCCCUUCAGUUCUGCAGCGGCCCUGCCCCCAGGCUCGUACGCAUCACUAGAUGGUACUACCACUAAACCGGAGGGUCGGAUCCGUACAAGGAGGCAAAGCUCUGGAAGUGCCACAGGUGUUACCUCAACACCUGCCGAUACCCGAGGUCGCAGCCGUGCUAAAGUAGUUUCACAGUCCCAGCGAUCCAGAUCAGCUAAUCCUGCUGGUGCUGGCAGCCGGUCUAGUUCUCCUGGCAAGCUGUUGGGAAGUGCGUAUGGCGGACUGACCAGUGGAACAGCUAGAGUCCCACCAGUGCCAUCAUCCUCAGAAAAACGCAGCAAGAUCCCUCGAAGCCAGGGAUGCAGCCGAGAGACAAGCCCCAACAGAAUAGGACUGGCACGGAGCAGCCGUAUCCCCCGACCCAGCAUGAGUCAGGGGUGCAGCCGCGAUACCAGCCGUGAGAGCAGUCGAGAUACAAGCCCUGCCCGGGGCUUCCCUCCACUUGCUUCUCGACGUCAUUCCAGGUCCACUAGUGCUCUCUCCACUGCUGAUUCUGUUGGGCAGUCAGACCGGUUUGGACUUGGACAGCCAGGCAGGAUGCCUGCUUCUGUGAAUGCCAUGCGAGUCCUGAGCUCAAGCACAGAUCUGGAGGCUGCUGUGGCUGAUGCACUGCUGUUAGGAGACUCCAGGAGCAAGAAAAAGCCAGUGAGAAGAAGAUAUGAGCCGUAUGGGAUGUAUUCUGAUGAUGAUGCUAAUAGCGACGCAUCGAGUGCUUGCUCUGAGCGCUCAUAUGGUUCUAGGAAUGGAGGCAUUCCACACUAUCUGCGACAAACUGAAGAUGUGGCUGAGGUCCUAAACCACUGUGCCAGUUCCAACUGGUCGGAGAGAAAAGAAGGGCUCAUAGGCCUUCAGAAUUUAUUGAAGAGCCAGAGGACGCUGAGCCGAGUCGAAUUAAAACGGCUGUGUGAGAUCUUUACGCGCAUGUUUGCUGACCCUCACAGCAAGAGAGUUUUCAGCAUGUUUCUAGAAACCCUGGUAGAUUUUAUCAUCAUCCAUAAAGACGACUUGCAAGAUUGGCUAUUCGUUCUCCUGACACAGUUACUUAAGAAAAUGGGAGCAGACUUGCUAGGAUCUGUGCAGGCAAAAGUUCAGAAAGCUCUGGAUGUAACAAGGGAUUCUUUUCCGUUUGAUCAGCAGUUUAACAUUUUGAUGAGAUUUAUUGUAGAUCAGACCCAAACACCAAACCUCAAGGUAAAAGUUGCAAUCCUGAAGUACAUUGAGUCCCUGGCAAGACAGAUGGACCCAACAGACUUUGUGAACUCCAGUGAGACCAGACUUGCUGUAUCUAGAAUCAUAACUUGGACAACAGAACCAAAGAGCUCAGAUGUAAGAAAGACUAUGCAUAGUUGGGUAGGUGAGGAUUUGCCAGCUAGAUCCACUACAGCCUCCUCAGGGCCUGGUGAAGGAAACUUGGAAGAGAAAUGUAAACAGGCAGCGCAAAUAGUCCUGAUUUCACUGUUUGAAUUGAACACUCCCGAGUUUACCAUGUUACUUGGUGCCUUGCCAAAAACAUUCCAAGACGGUGCUACCAAGCUCCUCCACAACCACCUCAAGAACUCCAGUAACACUAGUGUGGGUUCUCCUAGCAAUACUAUUGGUCGGACUCCUUCACGGCACUCUAGCAGCAGGACCAGCCCCUUAACUUCCCCUACCAACUGUUCCCAUGGUGGACUGUCUCCAAGUCGUUUCUGGGGUUGGAGUGCAGAUGGGCUGUCGAAGCACCCCCCUCCCCUUUCUCAGCCUAACUCCAUCCCCACUGCUCCUUCCCACAAGACUUUCAGACGCUCUUACUCGCCCAGCAUGCUGGAUUAUGACACGGAGAACCUAAAUUCCGAUGAAAUCUACAGCUCUCUUCGUGGAGUCACAGAGGCAAUUGAAAAGUUUAGUUUUCGUAGUCAAGAGGAUCUGAAUGAACCAAUCAAACGUGAUGGAAAGAAGGACUGUGACGUGUCUCGAGAUGGUGGAAUAGCUGCACCUGCCAGCGAUGUACGUGGAAGCAGUGAUGUCAUGGAAGGAGGAAGGAUGGCUCUAGAUAACAAAACCUCUCUACUUAAUACUCAACCUCCACGCGCCUUUUCAGGGCCCCGAGCCCGAGAUUACAAUCCCUACCCUUAUUCGGACACAAUCAACACCUACGACAAGACUGCCUUGAAAGAGGCUGUGUUUGAUGAUGAUAUGGAUCAGCUUCGAGAUGAAGUAUCCAUUGAUCAUUCUGAUUUGGUGGCUGAUCUUCUAAAAGAACUGUCCAACCACAAUGAACGGGUGGAAGAACGGAAAGGAGCCCUGCUCGAGCUAUUGAAGAUCACGCGAGAAGAUAACCUGGGAGUUUGGGAGGAACAUUUCAAAACCAUUUUGCUCUUGCUGCUAGAAACACUUGGAGACAAAGAUCAUUCAAUAAGAGCGCUGGCAUUAAGAGUAUUGCGGGAGAUCUUAAGAAAUCAGCCAGCAAGAUUUAAGAACUACGCAGAGCUAACCAUCAUGAAAACACUGGAAGCACAUAAGGAUUCCCACAAAGAGGUUGUCAGAGCUGCUGAGGAAGCUGCUUCCACCCUGGCCAGUUCCAUACACCCCGAACAGUGCAUCAAAGUGCUCUGCCCCAUCAUUCAAACCGCUGACUACCCGAUUAAUCUAGCUGCCAUCAAAAUGCAGACAAAAGUCAUUGAAAGGAUUUCAAAAGAAUCUUUGCAUCAGCUGCUUCCUGAUAUCAUCCCUGGAUUGUUACAGGGGUACGAUAAUACAGAGAGCAGCGUUCGCAAAGCCAGCGUGUUUUGCCUAGUGGCAAUUUAUUCAGUAAUUGGAGAAGAACUGAAACCUCACCUCGCACAGCUCACAGGAAGCAAGAUGAAGCUACUAAACUUGUACAUAAAGAGGGCCCAGACCACCAAUAGUAACAGCAGCUCAUCUUCAGAUGUUUCAACGCACAGUUAAUGGAGAUAUCUGGACAUGUGUGUAGACUUAGAAGCAAUCAGCGGUGCCUCUCAGAGACCUUUCUGCUACCCUUUCUUCAUUGGCACGUCCCAUCAACUAAAGGAGGCCACGCAGAUAUUUAUUGCAAUCAGUAUUUUAGUCCUUUAAAGCUUUUAUGUAGACUCUUAUUGGUACUGAAUGUAAAGGAAGCAAGGCCUGUGUUGCAGUCCUCAUUUAAGAAAAAACAACAGUAGAAAGCCAUACUUAAACAUAUUGGUAUAGCCAGCUGAAAUCUUUACCAUAUGUUUAGGUUGCAGUGUUUCAGAACUGAGUCCAAACAACAUGUUCAUGCUUAAAAGCGAAGUGAGUCCUUUUUUUAGUUAAUUUGACACACAGUUUUAUUUUUUAACAUUUUAAUUUCCUGCUGUGUAAGCAAUUUUUCCUUCUGAGCGUAACCCAUUUUGGCUAGACCCUUCACCUCACAAGUGCAGUGUUAUGUCCCAUUCUAUAUCUCUGAUCUGAAACUUGCCCAAACCUCAAGAUCUUGAUGAUGAAAUCUUUGCAAAUAUUGCCAUGCUUCUGGCAUUUAAUGCUUUAAGACGGAUCGGUACCUUUAUUGAGUAAU